AUGUUAAAGUCAUUCCGCAUCACUAAUGGAGGUACCAGUGGCAUUGGCAAGCUCACCUCAGCAAACAACUUCAACUCAUCACGGCGGCCAUCAACUCAAGACUCGGAAGAUGAUGUGGAGUUUGAUGAAGCAGAGGCAGAUUAUGAUGAUGAUGCACUUGUCGUUGAUAUUGAAGUUAUAUUGCCAGAAUCCAAUCAAGGAAGUGACUUUGCCACACUCAUAUGGGAUAGUAGUAUAGUACUAUCAUGGUACUUGAUCAAUGUAUUGUUCUGCAGCAACAACAAGAAGAACAUACCCUUGAUGACGACAACACUUGAACUUGGUGCUGGAACUGCAUUGCCUUCAUUAGUGGCAUGCUCAUUGGGUGCAGACACAAUCAUCACUGACAGGCUGGGGUCUGACUCCAAUGGUAUCUUUGAGAAUGUACGCAACAUCAUAAGACACAAUCAAAACAAUGGCUCAUUGAUCAACAAGCUAUCACCUCGAUUCAUUGAACUAUCAUAUGGAAUGUUCUCAUCUCAAGCCUUUGAGUUGCCAUCCGUCGAUUAUCUAUUUGCAUCCGACCUCUUUUAUAACAAUACUAGAGACUAUGACGACAUAUUCUCUACAUUCGCAUUCUUUGCCAACAAGAACAAGAAUAUCAACAUACUAUUCUGUUACCAAGUUAGGUCAGUUGAGAAGACAAUAUCCUACUUGAUGUCAAAGUGGAACUUUGUUGGAGAGGAGAUUGAGAAGGACUUCCUGCCGAUGGAUGUCGAGCUCAAGUCAGAAGUCAUCUUGUUUAGGAUACGACCCAAGUCACAUUCAUCAUAA
Messenger RNA from Acytostelium subglobosum LB1, 813 nucleotides. RefSeq lists its product as hypothetical. Lineage: Eukaryota; Evosea; Eumycetozoa; Acytosteliales; Acytosteliaceae. Gene Ontology annotation, cellular component: cytoplasm; nucleus. The record is from RefSeq and is a predicted model, not a curated record. The coding region runs from base 1 to 813 and encodes 270 amino acids. The transcript is spliced from 3 exons.